Molecule: messenger RNA, 1476 nt
Organism: Rhizopus microsporus ATCC 52813
Lineage: Eukaryota; Fungi; Mucoromycota; Mucoromycetes; Mucorales; Rhizopodaceae
Exons: 4
Coding region: 75-1019 (314 amino acids)
Source: RefSeq, a predicted model, not a curated record
AAAAAUAUUCUUUUUUCACCUUUUUCUUUUCUUUUUUAUUAUUUUAUUGUUAUUUGUAAAUAGAUUUGCAUAAAAUGACAGUUUGUAUACCAACAAAAGAUGGAAUCCCAUAUGUCCAAUGGAUUAAUACAUUGUUUGGUGAUUGUGUCUAUGGAAAUCAAGAUGCGGUCAGUUUACUUUUAGGAUAUAUUUCAAUAUGCUUUUGGUUAAAUGCACAAUUACCCCAAGUCAUUGAAAAUUACAAGAUGGGCUCAGCUGAUUGUCUAAGUCUUAAUUUUCUAUCCAUUUGGUUAGCUGGUGAUACAGCUAAUCUGAUAGGAACCAUCCUUACAGAUCAGUUACCAUUUCAGUUUUACUUGGGCAUCUAUUUUGUAUCAAUUGAUAUAUGUUUAUUAUGUCAAUGGAUUUAUUAUAAUAAAUACAAGAAAAGACAAGAUGAAUAUGUUAUUAUACCUCAAGAAGAUGUCAUCACAAAGCACCCUUCAAAUUCAUUAUUUCAACAUCCUGCAAUACAUUCCCCAGUAAAUAUACCAGUCAUUAUGAAUGAUGAAACUACCCCAUUCUCUUCUUCUGCUUCACCUUCAAAAUGGUACACUCUUUCUCUAAAAGAUCAACAAAAGCUCAUGUCUGUUUUGUUCUUUUUCACUUUAAACAUCACUUCACCCACGCAAACAACAACACAAACGAUAAUAGAAAAUAACUUUGUUUGGAUCGGCAGAAUCUCAGCUUGGACAUGUACCACUCUCUAUUUACUAUCAAGGAUACCACAGAUACUAAAGAACCGCCGACGACAAUCCAUCGAAGGACUAUCGAUAUCUCUCUUUGUCUGUGCAGCCUGCGCCAAUUUGACUUAUUCCCUCAGUAUACUCACUCACCCUGGUCAUACCAUAGAAUCACUUUUAGAAGCCUUACCUUAUUUAAUCGGCAGUUGCGGUACCCUCAUCUUUGACUUCUUCAUCUUUUGUCAAUUUCUGUAUUAUACACAUUAUAAUAAACCAACCGUGAAUCAUGUCGUCUGAUAGUGCACAUAGACACACAUACACACGAAAAACCUGGUUCACCGAUACCCUUUCUCUAGAUACCGGAGCAAUCAGCCGAUCAUGUCACAUAUCUUGCACUAACACACAAGAUUCUUACCAUUUACGUGUUAACUCCCUAUUUGUCUUAUCAAAGGGAGAAAAAAGAUAGAUAAAGGGUAAAUACGUAUGUUAUCGACGUCACUACAGGCUGAUAAUAUCCUAUGACUUUGAUUUCUGCUAUCUUUUUUUUUUGGUAUUAUAUCAAUAUACACAAUGGUUAUAGAUAGGACAAAAGUCCCUGUUUUAGAAAACAAGGAAAAGUUGACGUCAAAUAAGUGCUUGAUAAAUAAUAUUGGAAGGGGGAAUGCUUUUCUAUUUACAAAACACAUUUUCGUUAUUCUUUAUGCUUUGUGUUUAGAAUAAGGGUAAAGCCACUUAUGUCCGCUGGCCCCAGUUU